This is a messenger RNA of Gastrolobium bilobum, 1436 nucleotides long. RefSeq names its product methyl-CpG-binding domain protein 4-like protein. The record is from RefSeq and is a predicted model, not a curated record. Gene Ontology annotation, cellular component: nucleus. Lineage: Eukaryota; Viridiplantae; Streptophyta; Magnoliopsida; Fabales; Fabaceae. The coding region runs from base 120 to 1229 and encodes 369 amino acids. The transcript is spliced from 4 exons. Gene Ontology annotation, molecular function: catalytic activity; DNA binding. Gene Ontology annotation, biological process: base-excision repair.
UUUGCCUUUCUUCCUUCAGUUUCUCUCUUUUACUUGUUGCCCUAACCCUUACUGGUUCCUUCAGUUUCCUUCCUUUCUUCCCGCCAUAUCUUAUUUUCAAAGCCCUCGUUUCGCUGAGAAUGGAGUAUCCAGCUAUUUUACCACACUCUAAUCUGAAUGAAGAAACUCUGAUUGUCGACAAGAAGUCCAAGAGGAACAACAAAAAUGCUGUAAAGAAGAGAAAGAGGUUGACUGAAGUUCGAAUAGUUUCCUCUUAUUUCUCUAGCUCAAAAGGAGGUGAACGGGUUGAAAAAGCCAAGAGGAAAUCCAAAAAUUUGAAAGCAGAACAUUCAGCUAGUGUGAACUAUGUUUCUUCUUCUCGAAAGGUCUCUCCAUACUUCGAGAAGGGGCCUAAAAUAGAAGAAAGUACAUUGGAAAAUAAAUCUAGUGGCCUAAACUAUGUUUCUUCUUCUCGAAAGGUCUCUCCAUACUUCGAGAAGGGGCCUAAAAUUGAAGAAAGUACAUUGGAGAACAAAAAUGCUGAAAAAAAAGUUCGAAUAGUUUCCCCUUAUUUCUCGUGCUCAGAAGGAUGUGAACGGGUUGAAAAAGCCAAGAGGAAAUCGAAAAAUUUGAAAGUAGAAGAUUCGGCUAGUGUGAACUAUGUUUCUUCUUCUCGAAAGGUCUCUCCAUACUUCGAUAAGGGGCCUAAAAUAGAAGAAAGCACAUUGAAAAAUAAAUCUAGUGGCAGUGAAAAACCGAUUACAGUUAAAAGAACCCUUUCGGCUUCUGAGAAGCGGGAUGAGGCAUAUGAAAGAAGAACUCCUGAUAACACAUGGAAGCCUCCGCGGUCUGAGAUUGUUCUCCUUCAAGAGGAUCACGUUCAUGACCCUUGGAGGGUGUUGGUUAUAUGCAUGCUUCUCAACAGAACUACCGGUCGGCAGGUAAAAAAGGUUUUACCAAAACUGUUCAAGUUAUGUCCAGAUGCAAGAUCUUGUACACGAGUGUCAAAUGAGGUAAUUUCAGAGAUAAUAAAGAGUCUAGGUUUUCGAAAUAAAAGGGCACUUAUGUUACGGCGGUUCUCUGAGGAAUACUUGGAGGAAAGAUGGACACAUGUAACUCAACUCCAUGGUGUUGGCAAGUAUGCAGCGGAUGCAUAUGCUAUAUUUUGUACAGGAAAGUGGGAUCGAGUGAGACCUGCAGAUCACAAGCUAAACGAGUAUUGGGAAUGGCUCUGUGAAAUUCAAGCAUAAAUUGUGAAAGACAUUGGAUGAAAAAAUGAAAUUCCUAAAUUAUUCAUAUUGGCGUCUGUCUCUUUGUAUUUGUGUACUGAUGAUGGGAAAGUCCAUAUUUGCCUCUUAACUUUUUAUGCUUUUUUCUUUUUGUGUAUCUUUUUUCUUUUGUCAAAGGCUUAGAGGUAGACAAAAGAUAUCCUUGUUUUUUGGCAAGCGCAAGUCCAA